AUGGAGCGGACCCCUCCUGACCUCUAUAUCCUGUCACCUGUCGACGGACACUUCGGCUGUUUCUGCUCCUUGGCUGGUGUGAAUGAUGCAGCUUUGAAUAGAAGGGUGGGUGCAGGGAGGAGCCCCCCCUUCAGGCUGGCAGGGGACCCCGAGCGCCGCGGCCCUGCUGGGGGAGGGGGCGGUAGGAGGGGCCUCCGGGUUGGGGCGCGGCCCCCGGCCCUUCCUUCCCGCUCCGGUGCCCCCACCCAGGCGCGGGGCCUGGCGGUCGCGAGCAGAGGCGGCGCAGGGGCUUGGGGGGGCCGGGAGGCGGGCCGAGCUCCCCCCCCAGUCCCGCCCGCGCCCGGCGGCUGCUCGGAGGCGCCCGGAGCUGCCCCCAGGCCGCCGCCCAGCCCGGGGGCGCCAGCUCCGCCCGCAGCCCCAGCCGGGAGCCCGGAGCGGGGAGCGGGGAGCGGGGAGCCCGGCGGAGUAGCGGGGACCCCGGAUCCGGGAGCUGGGAAACCGGAGCCGGAGGCAGGAGCCGACCUAGGGGCAGCGGGAGCCCGCAGCCCGCAGCCCGCAGCCCGGAGUGGGGACCCGGGAGCAGCCCGCAGCCCGGAGCCCGCAGCCCGGAGUGGGGAGCCCGGAGCAGCCCGCCUCCCGGAGCCCAGAGCGCAGCAGGCGGAGCCCCGACUGGGGACCCGGGAGCGAGGAGCCGGCAGCCGGACUCAGGGGCAGCAGGGACCCCAAAGCCGGCAUCCCGGCGCCUGAGGGGAAC
Molecule: messenger RNA, 754 nt
Organism: Erinaceus europaeus (western European hedgehog)
Lineage: Eukaryota; Metazoa; Chordata; Mammalia; Eulipotyphla; Erinaceidae
Product: collagen alpha-1(I) chain-like
Exons: 4
Coding region: 1-747 (248 amino acids)
Source: RefSeq, a predicted model, not a curated record